AUGUCGACAUUGAUCGACAACAAGGGGGAACCAGAGCAGCCGUCAUCGUCGUCAUCGCAGGUUGCUGCUCAGGCUGACGACGCGGUGCCUAAAGAUGCUGCUGAUGCCGGUGGUGAUAUCGACGACGCGCCUGCGCCCGCGCCCAAGCCCUCGCUGUGCGGCGUGUGUAAUGUGAACCCGCCCAAGUACAAGUGUCCGCGAUGCUAUCUCCCAUACUGCUCCGUCGCAUGCAAUCGAACCCAUCGCGAAAACCACCCUCCCGAUCCUGAGCCUCAACACAACCCCGAGCCCUCACAACCGCAAGUCCCCGACGUGCAAUCCGCUCCUUCUCUGCCCUCGCUGCCCGCCGAUCCGACAAACCCCUUCCGCGCGCUGGAAACAUCCGACAAGCUUCGUCUUCUGUUCCAAAAGUACCCCUCGCUCCCUGACCAACUCCUCCGGAUCCAUGCCGCCACCCUCCCGCCCCAAGAUCCCGAAUCCAAGAAACACGCCAUCCCGGCCUCGCUGCUCAAGGGUCUCCCGCCCAAGAAGGAGACGUGGAACCACGACAUUGGGAUCCGAAACGGCAAGGAGGCCCUGCGCAGGGCCCGACGCGCCCAUGGCGAGGAGGGUGAUGCGAUCCGCGAGUAUUCCGAGCUCAUUCUGCACCUCAUGAAUACGGAUAGUUCUGGACCCGAUGUUACGAACUUGUUACGCCAGCAGCUGGCGCAGGAUGACACCAACCUCAUCGAGCGCUUGAUGGCUGAGGAGAAGCGAUGA
Ilyonectria robusta is the source of this 759-nucleotide messenger RNA. RefSeq lists its product as uncharacterized. Gene Ontology annotation, biological process: snoRNA localization; maturation of LSU-rRNA from tricistronic rRNA transcript (SSU-rRNA, 5.8S rRNA, LSU-rRNA); box C/D snoRNP assembly. The transcript has 2 exons. The record is from RefSeq and is a predicted model, not a curated record. Gene Ontology annotation, cellular component: pre-snoRNP complex; nucleus. The coding region runs from base 1 to 759 and encodes 252 amino acids. NCBI's taxonomy places the organism in Eukaryota, Fungi, Ascomycota, Sordariomycetes, Hypocreales, Nectriaceae.